Sorex fumeus (smoky shrew) is the source of this 796-nucleotide messenger RNA. RefSeq names its product LSM4 homolog, U6 small nuclear RNA and mRNA degradation associated (gene LSM4). The record is from RefSeq and is a predicted model, not a curated record. The transcript is spliced from 5 exons. Bases 156 to 575 code for a protein of 139 amino acids. Gene Ontology annotation, biological process: mRNA splicing, via spliceosome; P-body assembly; spliceosomal snRNP assembly. Gene Ontology annotation, cellular component: P-body; spliceosomal tri-snRNP complex; U6 snRNP. Gene Ontology annotation, molecular function: U6 snRNA binding. NCBI's taxonomy places the organism in Eukaryota, Metazoa, Chordata, Mammalia, Eulipotyphla, Soricidae.
CCGCGUGGAUUGGUUACUCGUCGCUUCUACCUCGCGCUGAUUGGCUGACAUCGCUGCCAUUCCAGUUCAGCCUAGUGGCGCGCGGCGGGGCGCUUCCCGGCGGGAGCGGCGGUGGCGGAAGUAGCGGCGGGCGAGCUUGGUGCCCCGCCGACACCAUGCUUCCCCUGUCACUGCUGAAGACGGCCCAGAACCACCCCAUGUUGGUGGAGCUGAAAAAUGGGGAGACGUACAAUGGACACCUGGUGAGCUGUGACAACUGGAUGAACAUCAACCUGCGGGAAGUGAUCUGCACGUCCAGGGAUGGGGACAAGUUCUGGCGGAUGCCUGAGUGCUACAUCCGGGGCAGCACCAUCAAGUACCUGCGGAUCCCGGACGAGAUCAUCGACAUGGUGAAGGAGGAGGUGGUGGCCAAGGGCCGCGGGCGCGGUGGCCUGCAGCAGCAGAAGCAGCAGAAGGGGCGCGGCCUGGGGGGCACCGGGCGAGGUGUGUUCGGUGGCCGGGGCCGUGGCAGCAUCACGGGCACUGGCCGAGGGCAGCCUGAGAAGAAGCCGGGCCGGCAGGCGGGCAAGCAGUGAGCCUAGGCCAGGCCACGUGCUGUGGCCCGCCGUUCUGGGGGUGUCGCAGUGGACUCUGGUGUGCCCUGGGUUUGAGGCGGGCCCUCGGGCUGGAUCCAGGGCACAGGGGCGGCCCACGGCUCGGUGUUGGAUGAGACACGGACCCAGAAUCGCCUCUUCCAAGCGCGUGGGGGAUUGUGUGCCCCGAAGCUUCCCAGGAUGUAGCUGGUCCCCAGCCCCCC